This is a messenger RNA of Miscanthus lutarioriparius, 525 nucleotides long. The record is from the annotation of a GenBank genome assembly. Lineage: Eukaryota; Viridiplantae; Streptophyta; Magnoliopsida; Poales; Poaceae.
AUGGCGGCGCUCCAGGUGCGACUCGGCGAGCUUUCCGCCGCCGCCGCCGCCGAUGCGUUCUCGGUUGGGGAGCACGGGUUGCUGCUUGCGGACCUCAGCCCCGCAAGGCCGCAUGGGAGGAGCGCGUGGCGCUGCUGUAGGGCCUCGCUGCGACGUACUCUGGCAUCUGACGCCCUUCUCGCGUGCGUUGGGGUUGCGGGAGGCGCGCGGACGCCGAGCAUAGGCGAGGGCGCCGGGAGAUGUGAGUCUGGAGCAGCGGCGGAGAGGAAACGAGGCGAGAAGUCAGCGUUGGGAAACGCGAAGCGUCGCGUCGCGGGCGCUGCGCCUGGCACCCGCCGCCGCAUCAGGAGGGAAGGGGAGAGAGAGAGAGAGAGGAAGGGGAGGGCGAGAUGGAGACAUAAAUGUAUUCUAGAGGACGCCUUCGGAAGAUGGUCUCUAUCAAUGAUUCUUAACGGUGUUGGUCCUGCGUACGCCACCAAAAAUGGUGUUGCCAGUCCUGUCUCUGAAAAUCAAAAAGAAAUCUAG